CUGUCUGGUGGCAUCAGAAACGCGUAUAGCGUUUGCUGAAUACAGCGGACUGCAGCUCUAUUGCUGUUUCGGGCCGGGCCAGCCCAGCCUUGACGUAACUUAGGGGCCUUGGCAUAAGCUCAAACAGACACCAUCAUGGGUAGGAGCAGGUCACGGAGCCGCUCCUACUCGCCGAGGGGACGCUCCUUUGCACAAAAACCCCGUCGUGAAAGGGACCCCAGCACCAGCCUGCUGUUCCGCAACCUAUCCAAAACCACAACUACGGAGGACCUGCGGCACUAUGCGGAGCGCUAUGGCCCCAUCCGCGAUAUCUAUCUCCCCAAGGACUUCCAAACCGGGGAGCCGCGUGGCCUGGGCUUUGUGGAAUUCAGCGACCCUAAGGACGCGGAGGAGGCGCGCCACUGCAUGGACGGCUCCACAGUCGCCGGCCGCGUGAUCUCAGUGACGUUCGCGCAGCACGGGCGCAAGCGGCCCGAGGAUUAUCGCAACGGCGGCGGCGGCGGGGGCCACCGCGGCGGUGGCGGCGGCGGCGGCUACAGCCGUGGCGGCGACCGCUACAGCGACCGGGACCGGGACAGGGACCGGCACUCGGACCGGUACCGCGACGACCGUGGGCGCGACCGCGACCGGGGAAGCGACCGCGAUCGGUACCGGGAUGAUCGGGAUCGGGACCGGGACGCACGCCGCAGCCGCAGCCCCCGCCGCGCCCGCAGCCGCUCACCGCGCCGCAGCCCUCGCCGGGACAGGUCGGUGAGCCGCAGCCGCUCGCCGCGCGCGGACCGGGACCGCCAGCCGCCGCGGGAGGACGACCGGGGCCGGGACCGCGAGGCGGGCGCUGGUCACGCCCGUGCGGACCUGUCGCCGGACGCUGGGCGUCGUGACCGCAGCCGCGACCGCGGCCGCUCCGCAGAGGGCCGGACGCCUUCCCCUGGGCGCUCCCCCCGGGACUAAGCAGCGGGCCACAGCCUGCGGGCGGUAAUAACAUGCACCACUUCUGCGUGCGGAUUGCCAGCACCACUACUUUCUCCAGCUAGUGCGGGGCACGUGGACGGCUCACCGAGCAGCGCUGCUGUUGCCAGCGGCGGGCGGCAGUGUUGAUGGGUUGUGCGCGUGUUGCUUGCAUUUGCAAAAAUUGGAUGCUGGCUUGGGUUGCUGUGAAAGUUUAAGUUUUUGUUGUGAGCAUUGCCCUAGCCACCAAGCCGCACCUUGCAGCCUGGAUUCAGCUUUGCGCUGCCGCCCCUGCGUCGUCGUCGGGACACAGGGUGGUGCCGAUGACGGUGAUGGUGAUGGUGAGCUGUCCGGAGGAGAUGGAGCUUCCCUGCUUCCCUACCUGCCCCUGCUGCAUGCUGGUGCUGAUGACCCGACUGGAUGACGACGGCACGAUGACGAAGAGCUGCUUUGCGCUGCAACGAUGAUUUAGGACCUCCACACUGCUUUGAACGACGCACUCGGAAGUUGGAACCCUGGCGGGUGGCUAGACUCAACCUUUCCUGGCUAUGCUGCGUGCCCCGGUGAGGCCCUCACAUAGGUAAGCCUUCGCACACACACCCAAGAGCCCUGCACGUAUGGCCGCGGGCGUUGCUACCUCAUGUUUGUAACGCCGACAAGGCGAGCUGUGGCUGUAACACCAAUCACCCAUU
Chlamydomonas reinhardtii is the source of this 1640-nucleotide messenger RNA. RefSeq lists its product as uncharacterized. The coding region runs from base 136 to 951 and encodes 271 amino acids. NCBI's taxonomy places the organism in Eukaryota, Viridiplantae, Chlorophyta, Chlorophyceae, Chlamydomonadales, Chlamydomonadaceae. Gene Ontology annotation, molecular function: RNA binding. The record is from RefSeq and is a predicted model, not a curated record. The transcript has 7 exons.